Hirundo rustica (Barn swallow) is the source of this 2554-nucleotide messenger RNA. RefSeq names its product cold shock domain containing C2 (gene CSDC2). Bases 312 to 773 code for a protein of 153 amino acids. Gene Ontology annotation, cellular component: cytoplasm. The record is from RefSeq and is a predicted model, not a curated record. Lineage: Eukaryota; Metazoa; Chordata; Aves; Passeriformes; Hirundinidae. Gene Ontology annotation, molecular function: mRNA 3'-UTR binding. The transcript is spliced from 4 exons. Gene Ontology annotation, biological process: regulation of mRNA stability.
AGGGGAAGGCGUGCGGAUGCGUGUGUGUUCGAGGCGCGCAUCAUUCACACAUCAGAUACCGCAGAUCCAUCAGCCGGCAGGCAGCCAGCCGAGAAAGCCCCCCGGAGCCAGGCUGCAGGCGAGACCGCUGCUCCUUGCAAGGUAACGGAGGAGCGUCCGGCCCCUCCGAGCCCCGAUGCUCUGCAGAGCGCCGCUGCAGGGAGCCCGUCGCUUCUAAGGAGGUCACCAGCAGUAGGCCUACACGCCUGGGCAUCCUUUCUCCUGCUGCCCACCCACCUGAUACCAAAACGGAGGAGCCCACCGACCCUGCCAUGUCAUCGGACCCCAGUGCCCCGCCGGCAGUGCCACCCCUGCACUCCCCCAAGUCGCCGGUGUGGCCCACUUUCCCCUUCCAGCGGGAAGGCAGCCGCAUUUGGGAGCGGGGCAACCUCCUGCUACGGGACCUGCCCAGCCCCCUCCCCACCAAGAGGACCAGGACCUAUUCAGCGACAGCACGUGCCUCUGCUGGCCCCAUCUUCAAGGGUGUCUGCAAGCAGUUCUCUCGCUCCCAGGGCCACGGGUUUAUCACCCCAGAGAAUGGCACUGAGGACAUUUUUGUGCAUGUGUCUGACAUCGAGGGAGAGUACGUCCCAGUGGAGGGGGACGAGGUGACAUACAAGGUCUGCCCCAUCCCUCCCAAGAACCAGAAGUUCCAGGCAGUGGAGGUGGUCCUCACCAACCUGGCACCCCACACGAAGCAUGAGACAUGGUCUGGCCAGAUCAUCGGCUCCUAGGCGUCCAUGGGGGCCGCCAGCCACUCAGCCCCAUGGAGCAAGCCUGCCCAGCCACUCGCAAGGGGUGUGGGGGGAGCUGAGGUGGUGGCGGGGCCGGGGCUGCUCCCAAACAUGCAGGUGUUUGCAUUCAGUGUCUUUUAUAAGGUUACAGUUUCCUUUCUCUGUGUUUGUUUGUAAGUGUCUGUUGAGGGGGGCAGGGGAAGCAGAGCCCUCCGUGUCCCCCAGCUCCAAGGGCAGCACUGAGCCCCAUGUUCCAUUCCUUGCCUGAGGAACCUGAGGCCAUGGGGAACAGAGGAACCAGUCCUAUGCCACAGCCCUCCAUUUCUACUGGGCUGAAGCAGGUGUUGAGAGCAGGAGGGGGUGGGGAGAGGCUGAGUGGCUUGACUGAUCCUCAUGAACUACACUCUGGCAAGAUGGACACCCCAUUCAGUCCACAGUGGGACAGCAGCAGUAGGACAUGCCCUGGUGCAGGGACAAAACAGGGUGGUGUGGAGUGACAUAUCACUGUGCGGAGUCUCGGUGGCUGAGACCUAUCCCCAUUGCUGGCAGCUCACAGAGCACACCUGAGCCACAUCCCUCCAUCACAAGAUCUCAGGUCAGCCAUGCCACAGGAAGGUAACUGGUUUACAGAAAGCAAAAAUUUAGUUGAGAGGCAGACAGCUGUUGGCAGGGCACCCAGGGUCAGAGUGCUCAGUGCUGUGCCUGGGGAACUGCAUCUGGACAUGGGGCAGGGGGCACUUGGCACCUCUGUGCUCCCCACUGCUGCUGGGAAGUAACACACUUUUCUUGGCUCAGUGCUGACAUGGUUUUGGGGAGACAGACACUUUCUCCUCCUUCUCUUGCCCUCCAGCCCCCUGGGAACCCCUUCCCACGUCUGUGUGUGUGUGUAUGUGUGUGUGUGUGUGUGUGUGUGUGUGUGUGUGUGUGUGUGUGUGUGUCUGUAGCUUGCUGGGAUGGUGAGGGUCUGAGGGGUCAGAGCAGCCUUGGCCAUGGGGCGAGCACAGCCACCUCCUCACUCACCCCUCAGUGUAGGCAGGGUCUUGUAUACAAAGCACAAACUUUGUUUUUGGUCUUUUCUGCCAAGCCGUGGCCAGGUGGGCUCCCACAACCCCAGGGAGCAAUGGGGCAGAGAGCACUGGGACAGGGACAACACACACUGGGCUGGUCCUGAGCUCACCCCAGGGAAACAGUGCUGACACUCCAGGAAUUACCAGCAUCUUAAGGAAUUCAAAGCACUGUUUGGGACAGUGGGGUGCCAGCAGAUCCCCGCCAAGCAGGGCGGGAGAUGAUAGGGAGCUCCCAGAGCACCAUGCCAGCAGGAGCUGCUGGCACUGCUCCUGCUCAGCAUGGAUGGGGUGGGGUAUUUCCCACCACUUUUGAUGCCACUGUUGCCGACAGGGCUAAGUGGGGAGAGGAGCAGAGGAAGGUCGGUGCCAUGCAGGACAGCUGGGCCCUGUGGAUUCAGGAGGACCACCCAUGCUGGUGUGCGGAUUGCCCCAGGACCCUCCAGCCCCGCUCACUGCCAACCUGAAGCCUGGCUCUUCCAGGGGCUGUGGCAACUGUGGCUCAGACUCCAGGCACCCUCAGGACGUGCAGUCAGCUUGGCCAAGGCAAACUGUUGAUUUUUUUUUUUUUUUUUUUUUAAAGUAAACUAAAACCGUAGACUUGUUGGUGUUUUUACAACUCUGGUGUGGUUCCCAACUGUCUGACCAUGUACCAACCUUUGUAACAUUGGCAAUAAACCAUUAAAAGUGACUUUCCCAUGGGCCCUGCCCAUCCUG